CCUGGAUUAAUCAUUCUUGGCUGGACGUACUUGUUUUCUUGUUUCUCCUCUCGUCUCCUCUUUUAUUCUCGCUCUGGCAUCGUCUCACCCGAUGUGAACAUGCCAGAGACGCCCGUGACUUCUCAUGAACCAAGCACACUCCAGCCGGGACCGACGCAGCAGUUGAACCGAUCCUGUGAGUCUUGCAGAAGUCUCAAGGUCCGCUGCCUUCCCAACCCGUCCACGCCUAACCAGUGUCAGCGAUGCGCCAGGGGGAGUAAACCCUGCGUCUUCGUGGCCCCGCAACGGCGCCGGCCCCGAAAACGAACGGAUUCGCGAGUGGCACAGCUCGAAAAAGAAAUGCGCAUGAUGCGUUCGCUGCUGAAGGAUCGAAUCCGUGAGGAAAGUGAAGAGUCUCUUGAGGGGAGCGACGUCGACGACUCCCGGGAGCAGGAAUUCGGGGACAUGGAUGUCAAAGAUAGUUUCGAUACGGUUCCCGGGGCUUCGAGCCACACAUCUGAUUCCAUUCGAUUCAUGGAAUACUCACCGGAGUUAAUCGACACUUCGCAUCCCGCGACGCACAACGAUGGAGAUCUCUCGGCACCCCCGUCUUUUGCUGCGAUGCCGAGGUUCUCGCCGGAGUCGGACAGGCCCCCUGUCAACGACGUAAUUGAUCGAGGUAUCAUUUCUCUGGAACAGGCAGAGCAACUGGUAGGGGUUUUUAUCCACGAGCUGGCUUCCCUAUUCCCCUUGGUUAUUUUGCCAUCCACAACCACGGCGGCACAGCUGCGACAAACCAAGCCGGUACUGUUCCUUUCUGUCAUCGCGGCCGCGUCCCUCUCCAUUGACGCCGGUUUGGCAGCUGUUCUCAAUCGCGAGAUGGUUCGCCUCUAUGCGGAGCGGUUCUUCAUUGAGGGCGAGAAGUCGUUAGAGUUGGUCCAGGCGCUGCUGCUCAUGAUCAUCUUCUACUUCCCACCGAGCUCGCCCCUCAAGCUGCAGUUUUAUCAGUACACCCACAUUGCCUCGACCAUGGCCCUGGAGAUAGGGCUCGCCACCAAACAACGCGUCUCAAGGAAUUCCGAGCGUAAGAGCAGACAUUACCUGCAUGACGAGCUGUUGGCUGAGCAAGCCCGCGCCGUUCUGGGCUGCUAUCAUUUGGGCUCCACGGUUGCCAUGAAAACCCGACGCCCUAAUCUGCUUCAGUUCAACGACUGGAUGGCCGAGUGUGUCAAACACCUGGACCAAUCGCCGCAUCGAACAGAUCAGCACCUGGCGGUUUGGUUCGAGCUUCAGAGAAUCACCGAUGAAGCCAUGUCCUCGUUUGGACUGGACGAUACCAGUGCCACCUCGCCCCUAACCGAGUCCCGGGUCCAAGCCGUGCUGCGAUGGUUUGACAAACGGAUGGAGACGUGGAGAAAGAAUCUUCCUGCGGAUAUGCUGACCAUGCCCAUGACCCUCGAGUAUCGGUCUGCCAUUCUUGCCAUGUACGAGCUAGGCGUAGGCGAGGGAUACCGCGAUCCUGGGGCCAUAAAACGACGAUACUUCACACUUCCAACGCUCGACGAAGCCAGCGACACGAUCGCCCCUAACGAUCCUCUCAGUGCAAUCCGCAUUGACAUCAAUAUGAAAUGGCUGAACGCAGCCCAUGAGCUCCUGGACGCCGUAUCAGGCUGCAGCAACGAAACAAUGCGGAGCCUCCCCAACCUCAUGUACACGCGGAUCGUUAUGGCGGUGACCUCACUCCUGAAGCUCCAUUUCGCCGUGCGGACCGGCGCGCUCGGCGAGGUGGUCACGCCACAGACGGUCAACGCAGGAGUCUACCUCGACGGUCUAGCCACCAAGCUAGGUGAGGCGAGCGGCGGCGGCAAGUACAAGAUCCCGAGUCGGUGGUACCAUAUCGUGGCAGUUAAAGGCCGGGGCUGGUACGAACGACUGGAGAGCCGGCAGGGCGGAUUAACUGGCGACGAUGCCGACGCGGGAGGAUCUUUGACAGCACCCGUGCCGCCAUCCGCUACCCCGCGGGUUGGUACACCAAAACCCAUGAACCCAUCCGCGAUGGAAUCCUUCUCUGUAGGGCCCGGUGUAUCUCACCUCAGUCCCGGGAUGGAGGGCAUGCGAGACGGGUACGUCAUGAGUAGUGCCGGCAUGUGGCCCAUGGAGGGCGGGCAUGGCCACAAUGCCCAUUUCUUUCACUCUCUCCCUGCUGGAUAUCAGCAGCCUCACCCGCAAUCCACAUCUCUCCCACCCUCUGUGGCGUAUGAUCCACAGCGAAUGCCUCCGCCUCAGAGCGGGGGUACCAUACCGGGCACGGGGAUGGAGCUGGAUGGGUGGCUUCCCGAUGGGAGUGUGUUUGGUAUGCCUCCGUUGCCUGAGUUCUGA
Molecule: messenger RNA, 2358 nt
Organism: Penicillium alfredii
Lineage: Eukaryota; Fungi; Ascomycota; Eurotiomycetes; Eurotiales; Aspergillaceae
Exons: 3
Biological process (GO): DNA-templated transcription; regulation of DNA-templated transcription
Cellular component (GO): nucleus
Molecular function (GO): DNA-binding transcription factor activity, RNA polymerase II-specific; zinc ion binding; transcription cis-regulatory region binding
Source: RefSeq, a predicted model, not a curated record